Lithohypha guttulata is the source of this 1758-nucleotide messenger RNA. RefSeq lists its product as uncharacterized. The transcript has 2 exons. Lineage: Eukaryota; Fungi; Ascomycota; Eurotiomycetes; Chaetothyriales; Trichomeriaceae. The record is from RefSeq and is a predicted model, not a curated record. Bases 1 to 1758 code for a protein of 585 amino acids. Gene Ontology annotation, molecular function: protein binding.
AUGGCCACUGUGAUUGCCAACAGAGCCAGAAUCACCAAACGUUCUUCCAAUUCGUACAGUGGUGACGAAUGGAAAACGCAUCGGCCACUGAUCACUCGGUUAUAUUCGGAGGAGGGUCGGACAUUGAGAGAAGUUCAAGAACAGCUAAAAAACCAACACGGCUUUGCUCCUACAGAACGAAUGUACAAAAGUCGCUUACACGCUUGGGGUCUCGACAAAAAGAAGAAGGAGCACGAGAUGCUCGAUCUGGUCCGUCAAGGUCUUGCGCAAAAUGGUUCCGACAAAGACAAGGUCUUCUUAGUACGUGGGAAGCAAGUCACUCUAGCAGAUGCUCUCCAUUACUUCAACCGAAAAGGCAUCAAAAAUCCAGCUAGUCUGCUUGAAACUCAAUGCGAUGGCCGUGCUGAAAGGGAACAGUCUUCACCUGAGGACGACGACGUCCACACACCCUUAUCGUCGAAGGCAGAUAACCUGGAGAUACAAAAUCCUUUUUCUGACCCUGAGUACGACCGGCCCAUAAGUCCUGUGAUAGAAGUUGUCUCUGUCAAUCCCGAACAGCAGGAGCGCCUCAAAUCAGCUGACCUAGCAACCCCCCGUUUGCGUCAAAUGUGCGAAAGAUUUGGCUGGUGCGAACUUGAGCCGUUGCCUCACUUCCGAACCAUUGCUGUCGAGACAACAAUAUCAAGUGAGAGACCAUCAGGUCCGGAGUCGAGUCGAUACUUCGAAGCAAUCUAUGCUCAGGCGCAAGCACAUUACCGCGAUAUAUUCCACAAGCGCGAAAUCAAUGUAUCAAGCAGCAUAGCACCAUCGUGGUCGACAACUUCCGACGAGUCACCAUCUGACCAGUUCUACUACCUGAUGUACCAUGGGUAUUCGUUUUUGUGGAAUGACCAACGGCGUACAGCAUUUGAGAACUUCCAUAAAGCAUUUCGCAUGAUCGAGCAGUUGCUGAGCGAAGGUCAUGUUGGCUUUCUUCUCUAUAUAUUCGACCUGGUGAUCCGCUACGACGGAACUGGCUACGAGGAACCUUUACUGCUUUUACUGGAACAGCUCACGCAAUUUAGUGAACUUGUCUUUCAAAAUACUACCAACCCAAUCUACUUGAUUUCAUCGUGGUUGCUGAAUGCUCCGCCGGAUGUAUCAAGGCCUUGCAUUGCGUUAGCGACGAUGCGAAAACUGCUAGACUUCUUCCAGGACAGUAUCGGUUAUUUCAACACAGAGACUAUUGCUCUCUUGCAGACAUUCGCUACCGGACUUCUGAACAAAAAGCACUACCUGGAAGCUGCAGUCAGGUUCCAACAACUAGCUGACGCCUCAGCCCUUACGAAGAGUCAGAAUUGCUACGAAGUCUGCUAUGCACUACGAGCAACUUCAGAAGCCUAUUUCUACAGCGGAGAUUACAAGGCGUCGCUUCAAGCUCUAAAAAUGGCACUGGAGAGUUCGAGAGGAAUAUCGUGGCACGAAGAACGAGAGAUCCAGGUUAGAUGCCUACGUGCUCUGGCUGAGAUCUCCAACACCAUCGGACAGCGCGACGAAGCUCUAGAAUCCAUAGGCCACGUCGUCGAGAUCUGUGCAGCAUCUUUUGGACCCGAUCACACGUUCACGAAAAGAGCUAGGAUGCACCAGAAGUCGUUACGGAAAGGAGAAUCGAUACGUGAUGGUGCCAUGCCUCCGAUGGUCUACAGGCUAGGUAGAGGCGGCCCUGCUGCGAGACAUGUAUGGACAACGAGAUCGAGUCCGACGAGGUUGCAGGCGUGA